UCGCAUGGCAAGAAGUUUAGUCUGCGUCCACACUUGAAUUUAACGAUUCAACGCAAUAGCUAGAUAAUAGAAUUUUGUUGUCUAUAUUUUGUCGCAACGUCGGGUUGAAGUUUGUGUUACAACUAGAUAUAAAUAAGCAAAUCAAACUAUUGCAGCAUUUUUCCCGCACACAAUUCACAAACCACCGCGAAAUGACCUUCGAGAGGAGCGACACGUUCUACGAUCUGGACCGAAUCAAUUCGACGAUCGAGCGGAUGUUGGUACUGAUUCGGCAGUUGUCCGGAGUAUGUCGGCUGGGGGAAAGCGGUCGAUCGAUGUCGGUGGAGCUGCAGCUGCUGAAUGCAAUCGACGAUCGAAGCUAUCAGCUACAGGAACUGCAAGAUGCCGUUCAGUAUUUGUUUAGUCAGUUUAGGAAAAUCUACCUAGUCAAUAAGGAUUUGUACGUGCAGCUGAACAAGCGAGGGGGAAGGGUUUUCGAGUUGGAGAAGCAGUUGCGAGAACAGGGCGAGAGCAAGUGUUUGUACUACAUGGCGGACGUGAUCAAGUAUGAACCUGCUCUGUUGGCUAUGCAGCGGGUGUUGGACAGAACCAUGCGGGAGAUUCGAAUAUUUCGGAAACAAAGGAACAAACACAAGCUGGAGCUGAUCGUCAGUCACGUAAGGAAUGACAAUCUUGACAAGGCUUUUGAUGAAUUCUUGUCGCUCGAGGACAAUAUUGAACAACUACCGCAAAUAGUGGAGGACGUAUUUGAAGGAUCUAUGCCAAAUUUGAUAAAGCUGUUACUAUUUCUGAGAGGAUACUUUUCGUUGCAAAAACCAAAUUCGGAAGAAACAUUCGUCGCUGGAUGUGAGCAUAUCGUUCAAUAUCUGAAAGGUACGGUUAUGUUCUCACGGGUAGAAACCCUGAUGAUCUACAGUGCAAUGAACGAAUUGCUCAGUGAACGGCAUCGCUUGGAGGAUUUCUUCCGAGAUCGAUUGGAGCUGCUGUUGGUUGACUUGUCUGGCAAUAAAGAACUAGCUGUACAACUGAUCCAGAGCGAUCCUGAAGAGGCAGGUCACUUUGCCAAGUUUUUCAAUUGCAUGUCCGACGAACUUCUUUUGGAACUGGUUCGUGAAGCUUAUCAAGGAUCUACACGGAAUUUAAGGUACACAUUGAAAUUCAUUUCCAAUCUUCCUUGUAUCAACCAACAAAUCAUCAGCUAUCAAGAGGUUCAUAAUGAAAUGCGUCGACUAGGGCUAUCGAAAUCAUCGUCGAUCUUUGUUCUCGCCUAUCACAUCAAAAGAACAAUGCUGCAUCCGAAAUUCCCCCAGGCCAGUCGGUGCUCGGAAUUAGACGAUCUGAAAGCCAUACUACCCCCGAACGUAGCGGGCAUCAUUUGGAAGCAAGUCAGCAUUUCAAGGUACGAGUCCCGAAUUCUGAUGAAGUGUGGAGCGGUGGGAAAGGAAGUUGGUUUCUCGCGGUAUACGGCGGAUAAGAACCGAUUCGAGUGCGAACCCGUCGACGAAGGGGAAGCGUUCCGGAUCCGUGCGGUUACAGUUCAUGGAUACCUGGUGGAGGUAGAUGGACGACCGGAAGUCGCAUCUUCCAAGUAUGACGUGACCUGCCCGACUGCUCACUGGAGAUUGAUACCUCACGAGGAUUGCAAUUAUUUCCGGAUAGAAAACGUCGCCAGCGGCAGGUGUUUGUAUUCAAAGUUUUCCGAGAGUGUCGCGUAUGAUUUCUACAACAGUCCGGAAGUUUUGCGGUUGACAACAGACGAGUCGCUUUUGAGUGAGGGAAACUCCUUCUGGAAGGUAGGGGAAUUUACGCGAGGACCGCGAGGUGAUGCAGAUUGUGUGAUUCUUUAGAAGCCGGGAGUGGUAGAUUAGGUGAUAAAAAUGUGAUAUUUCAAUAAACCUUAUGUGACGUAA
Messenger RNA from Ochlerotatus camptorhynchus, 1910 nucleotides. RefSeq lists its product as uncharacterized. The record is from RefSeq and is a predicted model, not a curated record. Lineage: Eukaryota; Metazoa; Arthropoda; Insecta; Diptera; Culicidae. Bases 192 to 1847 code for a protein of 551 amino acids. The transcript is spliced from 2 exons.